AUGCGAGGGAUUCUGGGGGUCGGGGUGGAGGGGGCAGAGGUCUGGCUGGUCCGCUGCCGCACCACCGGGGCCCAUGCGGCGCUCAAGCUGAUCCCUCGCGGGGAGGGCCUCGGCCACAGCCCUGAGCGGCUGCGGCGGGAGCUGCAGCUGCAGCUGCACCUGUCUCACGUGAACCUCUGCGAGCUGCAGCAGAUCGUCCUGAGCGGCCGCAACCUGGGGGUGGUGACGUCAUACGAGGCCGGCGGCAGCCUCUACACGUUCGUGCAGAAAUUUGGGAUGACAGAGAUCGCCGGGCGCUACUUCCUCAGGCAGAUUGUCUCGGCCCUGGCCUACUGCCACCGCCAGGGCGUCGCCCACCGCGCGCUGUGGCUGCACAGCUUCCUCCUCACCGAAGAGGACCCGCCGCGCCUGAAGCUCACAGACCUCUGCCCUGUGGGCCAGUGGGACCGGAAGCUUCCCAAGGCCGACCCCGCCGGCCAGGGCGCCUUGGCGCUGCUGGCGGGCCUGGUGCAGGGCUCGAGCCUGGUGGAGCCGCAGAUGCUGGAGUCGGCCUUCAAAGCGACCGAAUAUGAGUGCAGCUCAGAGGCCGCCGACGUGUGGGCCUGCGGCCUGCUGCUCUGCCACAUGUUCUUUGGCCGGGUGACACACUUCAGGCUGUCGCCGAGCGAUCUGCAGGACGACCGCGGCGGCGCGCCAGAGAGGGGCGCGUGGGUGCGCGCGGACGAGCACGUGUGGCGGCUCGCGGCGCAGAUGAGCCCCGCCCUGCGGGACCUGCUGGACUGCAUAUUUGUCGCGGAUGAGAAGGAGCGCAUCACCCUGGAGGGCAUUGCGCAGCACCCCUGGCUCCGAGGCCCCCUCCCGCCCAAGCUCAGGGCGGCCCUGGCGGAGAUGGAGGAGGAGCAGCUGAGGCGGGAUAUCUUGGAGCGCGGCGCGGUGAGCGGCCGCGAGGCCGCCGGAGUCGGAAGGGGCCGCGCGGCGCCGCGCGCGGUGCUGUCGGACGGCGAGUGGGACGUGCAAGAGGCGUGCGGCGUCACCGGGGAGUUCGCGGCCGUCAGCCGCGUCCUGGAUGACGCCAGGUUCCUGCCGGCCGCUGACGAGCGCGCCAGGCUCGAGGGGCCGGCCGAAGUUGUAGAGAUGGCGCACAUGCACCUCCGCGGCGGCGCCGGCCGCGCCGGUGCCUGGCGCAACGACGCAAAGGCGGGGGCAGGGGCCGACCAAGACGGCGCGGGCGCGUGGCGCCUGGAGCGCUCGCCCAGCGGCCUCGUGACGGCUUCGUGGGACGAAACAGCGUCCGGCGGCGCGGCCGUGCAAGAGGUCGAGCGCGCUCACAAAGCGCCCCGCAGCGCAGCCGCGCGCGGCGGGCGGGGCGGCGCAGCGCCGGGAGCCUGGUUCGGCAGCUGCGUCAACGGCGGCUGCGUCGCCUCGGACGAUCUGGGCAGCAGCCGGGCGGCAGACGAGCAGCCGCUGAUCCCGCCAGAGCUGCGGGCGCGGCGCCCCGACGCAGCGCCGGGCGCGAUCGCGCACGCGGCGCCGCCAGAGGGCGGCGCCGGGCGCCCACCCGCGCACGGCGCCGCGGCUGCCGCCGCGUCUGUGCAGUCGGACGCUGCGCCGGCGCGCGACGCCGCGGGCGGCGCGAAGGGCGGGAAGGUCAAGAUUAUAGUGAGGGAUCAAGCAGAUGAGGAUCAGGCCAAGGCCAUAGCGGCCCUGUGGGAGCUAAGCGCCACGCUCACAAUCAAGCACAGGGCCAGGCCCGGCGCGGCCGCCGCCGCCGGGCCGCUCCAGGCAGAAGC
Messenger RNA from Monoraphidium neglectum, 1790 nucleotides. Its product is annotated as Serine/threonine-protein kinase SAPK5. Gene Ontology annotation, molecular function: ATP binding; protein serine/threonine kinase activity. The annotation marks the transcript as partial. Lineage: Eukaryota; Viridiplantae; Chlorophyta; Chlorophyceae; Sphaeropleales; Selenastraceae. The transcript is spliced from 11 exons. Gene Ontology annotation, biological process: intracellular signal transduction; protein phosphorylation. The record is from RefSeq and is a predicted model, not a curated record.